This is a messenger RNA of Aphanomyces invadans, 632 nucleotides long. RefSeq lists its product as hypothetical. The coding region runs from base 30 to 464 and encodes 144 amino acids. Lineage: Eukaryota; Oomycota; Saprolegniomycetes; Saprolegniales; Verrucalvaceae. The transcript has a single exon. The record is from RefSeq and is a predicted model, not a curated record.
CGAAUUUGCCCCCCGCCCGAAGAAGAAGGAUGAUCGAUAUCGAGCAAGCGGCGACCGUGAGCAUUCUGUACGACGCGCUCCUCCAGCGCAAGAGCCUCUACUGCCACAGCAAGAUGCUUGUCGAGUCGAAGAAGCUCUUGGCGUGCAAGAAGGACAUUGAAGAGUGCCGGGAACGCAUUGAAGAGAUUGAGGACCAGCUCGGCGACAUUCACGUCGAAUGCUGCGACAAGGGCCCGGAAGCGUACGCGUCCAACCCGGAGGUCAAGACGCUCCUCGCAGAAAAGGAAGAAGAAGAGUCGCUCCUCAAACAAAUGAAUAGCGUCCUGGAAAGUCGCAAGAAGGCCAUGCGCAUUUUUCUCAAACACAAGGCCAUGCUCGACUCGAGUCGCAAGUCGUUGAAAAACCGACAACGGCGAAUUGUGGAAAAGGCGUACCGCACGGGCCUGUUGGUGUGCCAGUCGUAGACGUCCGGUGGUCCCGAUAAUUUAAUAUUUAAGCUUCACGUCGUCGACGGAGGCAGCCAUCACAUGCCGUGGGUUCGUGUGUCUCUUGCCAACCAUUUCACUCGCGGCGCCGGCUACUCGGUCUGAGCAUGCGCCGUGCACAUGUUGAACGUGGUGAUGUGUCUUCGC